UAAAUAAAUAAUAUUUAAUUUUUUUUUCUUUGAGACAGAGUCUCAUUCGCCCAGGCUGGAGUGCAGUGGCGGGAUCUCAGCUCACUGAAACCUCCGCCUCCCGGGUUCAAGCGAUUCUCCUGCCUCAGCCUCCCACCACGCCCGGCUUUUUGUACUUUUUCUAAAGACGGGUUUUCGCCAUGUUGGCCAGGCUAGUCUCGAACUCCUGAUCUCAGGUAAUCCACCCACCUCGGCCUCCCAAAGUGCUGAGAUUACAGACCUGAGCCAAAGCGCCCGGACUUUUUUUUUGAAUGCUGUUUUCAGACAUGGCCCGUGACGGGCAGCCGUGACAUAAGGUUAGACUCUGCUUGGCUCGGACAGAACUGGCGACUUGUUUGACCUACACCGAGUUAUCCGACUAAUAAUUUAGAUGCUGAGGCCCCUAAAGAGGGGUCAAGGGGGAGGCAGAUGUCGACCAAUAAGGAAACACUGGGCCGGGCACGGUGGCUCACGCCUGUAAUCCCAGCACUUUGGGAGGCCGAGCGGGGAGGAUCACUUGAGCUCAGGAGUUCGAGGCCAGCCUGGGCAAGACAGCGAGAGCCUGGCUCUACAAAACUAAAUAAAUAAGGAAGCAGUGAAUUCCAAUGUAUUCAUCGCCAACUAGCCAUGUUGCUGGGUGUGCGCUCUUUUAGGUGCAAUGUGUCAUUUAGGCCUGUGACGUCGGAACUUUACUAUUUGAACAUUUAAAAAUAAAUGAAUCCAAGAGGUUGAGUCACUUGGCCAAAAAUGCCCAGGAGGAAAAGGCCAAGUCAGGUACCCCGGCUCUAUAGCUCUAACUGAUCGCCGGAGACCCUGGGCCUUGGAAGAAGUCGCCUCCCCAGAUCUCUAAGCAGGCCGCGCGACCCUCGAGUCUCAGGUAAGCAGGAAACCCCAUUUCACAAGGAAGCCCCGCCCCACUCCGAGGCACGGGCGCAUGCGCAGGUCGGCCACCCGCUGGGGCCGCAGGGCCGCCGCUCUGGCCCGCGUGGCGCAGUCGUCCGCGUCUCGCUGAUGAUGACGCACGUCCGGGGCGGCGGGGAAAGCAAGAUGGCGGCGCCCAUGGAGGUGGCCGUGUGUACGGACUCUGCGGCCCCGAUGUGGAGCUGCAUCGUGUGGGAACUUCACUCGGGCGCCAACCUGCUCACCUACCGCGGCGGCCAGGCGGGACCCCGCGGCCUGGCGCUGCUCAAUGGCGAGUAUCUGCUGGCGGCGCAGCUGGGCAAGAACUACAUCAGCGCCUGGGAGCUGCAGCGGAAGGACCAGCUCCAGCAGAAGAUCAUGUGCCCCGGGCCUGUCACCUGUCUGACCACGUCACCCAACGGUCUCUACGUCCUGGCAGGAGUUGCAGAAAGCAUCCAUCUGUGGGAGGUCUCCACCGGGAACCUUCUGGUCAUCCUGAGUCGACACUACCAGGACGUCUCCUGCCUUCAGUUCACAGGGGACAGCAGCCACUUCAUCUCGGGGGGCAAGGACUGCCUGGUGCUGGCUUGGAGCCUCUGCAGUGUGCUGCAGGCCGACCCCUCCAGGAUCCCGGCGCCCCGGCACGUCUGGUCUCACCACACGCUCCCCAUCACGGACCUGCACUGCGGCUUUGGGGGCCCCCUGGCCCGGGUGGCCACCUCCUCACUGGACCAGACGGUGAAGCUGUGGGAGGUCUCCUCGGGGGAGCUCCUUCUCUCCGUCCUCUUUGACGUGUCCAUCAUGGCGGUGACCAUGGACCUGGCUGAGCACCACAUGUUCUGCGGGGGCAGUGAGGGCUCCAUCUUCCAGGUCGACCUCUUCUCCUGGCCUGGACAGAGGGAGAGGAGUUUCCAGCCAGAGCAGGACGCCGGGAAGGUCUUCAAAGGGCACAGGAACCAGGUGACCUGCCUGUCGGUGUCCACUGACGGCAGCGUGCUGCUGUCAGGCUCCCACGACGAGACCGUGCGCCUCUGGGACGUGCAGAGCAAGCAGUGCAUCCGGACCGUGGCCCUCAAAGGCCCAGUCACCAACGCCACCAUCCUGCUGGCGCCCGUCAGCAUGCUGAGCUCAGACUUCAGGCCCAGCCUGCCGCUGCCCCACUUCAACAAGCACCUGCUGGGCGCCGAGCACGGGGACGAUCCGCGCCACGGGGGCCUCACCCUGCGCCUGGGCCUCCACCAGCAGUGUGGACCCAGAGGCUCCGAGAAGUUAACCACCCCUCGCCCCCCGGCCAGCAGGGCCGAGCUGCGCGCCCCACACACCAGCCUUCCUGCCGCUGGAGAUCCGACGACGGUCAGGUCUUUCUGCAAAGGGCCGAUGCCCCAUAUUUUGGGCUGUGAGGGCCAAAAGGUUCAUGUCUGGGCUGCCGAAGGUGCAGGAGCAGCCGUGGGGGCAGGGAGCAGGUGGGGCCCUGGUGGCUGCAGGUGGCUCCUAUGUGAGCUGGGGGCAGCCUCUCGGCCUGGUCACAGUCACGCCCUCACUCCCUGCAGCUCAGCACCGACCCUCGCUCUGUGCAGGUACUAGGGUGGGCUCCCGUACCUUCUGAGGAUAGAGUGACUUCCAGAACACUUCCCACCCCAGCCCCAGGACCCUCAUAGAAGCCCGUGUGGUUGGCUGGGCUGGGCUGGGGUGGGGGCUGGGGGUCCUUGGGCCUGGGGAGGCUUCCCAGCGUGUUUCCGCCCCAUUCCCCGACCUUCAGUGAGCUGCCUGCGUCCUUGGUGUCUCACGUCACUGUCUGUGUCCCUCGCUGGGCUCUGGCGCUUGGCACUUCUCCCCGCGCGCCCUCUUCUUACCUGAGUACAGAUUGAUUUUUUUAUCUGGAGGGUGUCCGACAGCCGACGGCCUGACAGGCCCUGCACCAGGAGAUGCUGUUAUCUCCCUUGUCCGCGCUGCCUGAUGGAGUGAUGCUCUGUCUUCCCACAUCUACCAGUGGGCUCGGAGCGGGCAGGCAAGGGACCCCCACCGUCUGGGCAUCCGCAGGCCCCUCAGACCGCAAGGAGGCCAGGAGCACAGGCUGGACUGACUGCUAACAGCAUGGGCGCAAGGAUGAGGGGCAAGCCUUUUUGUUCAGAAAGUGCCAGAACCUUCGGAGUGAAAACGCCUCCAGCGGCACAGAGCCAGCUCCACACUAGGGCGCCUGCCCAGCCACUGCCUCCUCCCAGGGCAGCCGCGGCUCUCACGGUUCCUGCCCAGCCAAGCGCCCUCCCCAGAACCCCACCCAGCUGGCCACGGUGGGAUUCCGGAGGGGGCCAGGCCACGCCCUCCGGUAAUGCCGCCACCUUUCCCUAGCCGCCCCACCUGGCUCCCUUCCUCCCGCGACAGCUGCCAGUCCUCUGUGACCCUUGUUGCAAUCCAGCUGACACUGGAGUGUCGGCCUUUCCCACAGGUGCUUCAUCCAGGAGGCGGGUUUCCGACCUCUGAUCCCCCAGCA
Symphalangus syndactylus (siamang) is the source of this 3409-nucleotide messenger RNA. RefSeq names its product WD repeat domain 18 (gene WDR18). Gene Ontology annotation, molecular function: protein binding. The record is from RefSeq and is a predicted model, not a curated record. Gene Ontology annotation, biological process: DNA-templated DNA replication; rRNA processing. Gene Ontology annotation, cellular component: rixosome complex; nuclear pre-replicative complex. Lineage: Eukaryota; Metazoa; Chordata; Mammalia; Primates; Hylobatidae.